CAGUCGCAGUCGGAAGUUGCGGGAGCAGAAACCUGCCGCCUGCCUGCCCGCCAGCCGGCCGGCCCUCGGGACCGACCCUCCAGCCUCCUUCGCCCUUUCGGGCCGCUCCAUUUCCUCUCUCUUCAGCGACCUGACGGACGGAGGCCCUGGGCCGCCGCGGGCCCCCAUGGAGUCUGCCCCCUGAGGCGGAAGGCUGAUCGGCGGCGGUGGCCCUCCCCGCCCCAGCCCAGCGAUGCGGGCCGGGCCCCUCGGCGCAGGUACCAUUUGGAUAAUACUUUAGUGGCACAAUGUACUCUGAGUGGCGGUCACUUCAUUUGGUUAUUCAGAAUGAUCAGGGUCAUACUAGUGUGCUUCACAGCUACCCUGAUAGCGUUGGUCGGGAUGUUGCAAAUGCAGUAGUACGUCCUCUCGGACAAGCCUUAAAUGCCUCUUCAGGGGCUGGAAGCGAAAGUUUGUUAAAAACAGACAAAGAAGUAAAAUGGACCAUGGAAGUGAUUUGCUAUGGACUGACUCUUCCAUUGGAUGGAGAUACUGUAAAAUAUUGUGUGGAUGUAUAUACAGAUUGGAUAAUGGCCCUAGUAUUACCAAAAGACUCCAUUCCAUUGCCAAUCAUCAAAGAACCCAACUUAUAUGUUCAGAACAUUUUAAAACAUUUACAAAAUCUUUUUGUACCAAGACAAGAACAGGGAUCCAGUCAAAUUAGGUUAUGCUUACAAGUUUUAAGAGCCAUCCAGAAGCUAGCUCGUGAGUCAACCAUCAUGGCGCGAGAAACAUGGGAAGUUUUGUUAUUAUUUCUCCUGCAGAUUAAUGACAUUCUUCUGGCAAUGCCAACUGUUCAAGGUGGCAUUGCUGAGAAUCUAGCAGAGAAGUUGAUUGGUGUUCUCUUUGAGGUCUGGUUACUAGCUUGUACCCGUUGUUUCCCAACUCCACCUUACUGGAAAACUGCCAAGGAGAUGGUGGCCAACUGGAGGCAUCAUCCAGCUGUGGUGGAACAGUGGAGCAAAGCUAUUUGCGCCCUCACUUCUAGGUUAUUACGUUUUACAUAUGGUCCUUCAUUUCCUCCAUUUAAAGUUCCUGAUGAAGAUGCCAGUCUUAUCCCGCCUGAGAUGGAUAAUGACUGCAUUGCACAGACAUGGUUUCGCUUUUUACAUAUGUUAAGUAAUCCCGUGGAUUUGAGUAAUCCAGCCAUUAUAAGCUCUACUCCCAAAUUUCAGGAACAGUUCCUUAAUGUGAGUGGAAUGACACAAGAAUUGAAUCAAUAUCCCUGCCUUAAACAUCUGCCUCAUAUAUUUUUUCGUGCCAUGCGUGGAAUCAGCUGCCUGGUGGAUGCAUUCUUAGGUAUUUCUCGACCUAGAUGUGACAGUGCCCCACCCACACCAGUGAACAGGUUGAACAUGCCCCAGAGCACUGCCAGCAGCACAACUCCCCCUCAUAAUCGAAGGCAUCGAACAGUUACUGUGAAUAAGGCCACCGUGAAGACUAGCACAGCCAACAUUGGGCAUGCCUCUAAAGUCUCGCACCAGACGUCUUCCACUUCUCCACUGUCUAGUCCCAACCAGACUAGCUCAGAGCCUCGACCACUGCCUGCCCCGAGGAGGCCCAAAGUGAAUAGCAUCUUGAAUCUCUUUGGAUCAUGGUUGUUUGAUGCAUCGUUUGUUCAUUGUAAACUUCACAAUGGACUAAACAGAGACAGCAGCAUGACUGCAUCUUUUAUCCAAAUUCUUCUUUCUUAUAAAUCUUCUAUAACGACACAAGCUAAUGUGGAGUUCCGCCGGAAAGGGUCACAAAUGUCCUCAGACACCAUGCCUUCCAAUCUCAUGUUUGAUGCAAGUGAAUUUCCCGAUAACUAUGAAGCAGGAAGAGCUGAGGCUUGUGGGACACUAUGUAGGAUUUUUUGUAGCAAGAAGACUGGAGAAGAGAUUCUGCCAGCUUAUUUAUCCAGAUUUUACAUGCUUUUAAUUCAAGGUUUGCAGAUAACUGAUUAUGUGUGCCACCCUGUCUUGGCCAGCAUUAUUCUAAACUCACCUCAUUUAUUCUGCUGUGACCUGAAAGGGAUUGAUGUUGUGGUUCCUUACUUUAUUUCAGCUCUUGAAACUAUAUUGCCUGAUAGGGAACUCUCAAAAUUCAAAACCUAUGUAAAUCCAACAGAGCUAAGAAGAGCCUCUAUUAAUAUCCUACUUUCCUUGUUACCACUCCCUCAUCAUUUUGGCAAUGUCAAAUCUGAGGUGGUUCUGGAAGGAAAGUUUAGUAAUGACGACAGCUCUUCAUAUGAUAAACCAAUAACUUUUCUGUCACUGAAAUUGAGGCUUGUGAAUAUACUAAUAGGUGCCUUGCAAACUGAAACGGACCCCAACAACACUCAGAUGAUAUUAGGUGCAAUGUUAAAUAUUGUUCAAGACUCAGCACUUUUAGAAUCAAUUGGUUGUCAGAUGGAAAUGAAUGGUGAAGAAAACCUGAAAAGUCAUAGUCGUACUAAUAGUGGCAUUAGUUCAGCAAGUGGAGGAAGCACAGAACCUACAACCCCAGAUAGUGAAAGACCUGCCCAGGCUCUCCUAAGAGAUUAUGGAUUGACAGCUCUUAAUACAGAUACAGCUGCUGGACUCCUGAUUCGUAGCAUUCACCUUGUAACCCAAAGACUCAAUUCUCAGUGGCGUCAAGACAUGAGCAUAUCAUUGGCUGCAUUAGAGCUUCUUUCUGGACUGGCAAAGGUGAAGGUGACAGUGGACUCAGCAGACCAAAAGAGAGCCAUUAGUUCUGUGUGUAGUUACAUUGUGUACCAGUGUAGUCGGCCAGCUCCACUUCACUCCAGAGAUCUUCACUCCAUGAUUGUUGCAGCUUUUCAGUGUCUUUGUGUCUGGCUGACAGAACAUCCUGACAUGCUUGAUGAAAAGGAUUGUUUAAAAGAGGUAUUAGAGAUUGUGGAAUUGGGUAUCUCAGGAAGCAAGUCCAGGAGUAGUGAACAAGAGGUCAAGUACAAAGGAGAUAAGGAGCCAAACCCUGCAUCUAUGAGGGUAAAGGAUGCAGCUGAAGCUACCCUUACAUGCAUCAUGCAGUUACUUGGUGCAUUCCCUUCACCUAGUGGUCCUGCCUCUUCUUGUAGCCUGGUGAAUGAAACUACUUUGAUUAAAUGCUCUAGGCUGCCUACAGUAAACAGACAUAGUUUCCGAUACUUUGUCCUGGAUAAUAGUGUCAUCCUUGCAAUGCUGGAGCAACCCCUAGGGAAUGAACAGAAUGAUUUUUUCCCAUCUGUCACUGUUUUGGUCCGUGGUAUGUCUGGAAGACUUGCUUGGGCACAGCAGCUUUCCCUUUUACCAAGAGGGGCAAAAGCAAAUCAGAAGCUUUUUGUGCCAGAACCUCGUCCACUUCCUAAAAAUGAUGUUGGAAUUAAAUAUACAGUGAAACAUCGACCAUUUCCUGAAGAGGUUGACAAAAUUCCUUUUGUAAAGGCAGAUCUGAGCAUUCCUGACUUGCAUGAAAUCGUAAAUGAGGAAUUAGAAGAGAGACAUGAAAAACUUAGGAAUGGCAUGGCCCAGCAGAUCACUUAUGAAAUAUCCAUUGAGCAGCAAAGUGAAGAGGAGUGGCGAAAGAAAAGUUUCCCUGACCCAGUUACUGACUGUAAACCCCCACCUCCUGCCCAGGAAUUCCAAACUGCACGUCUUUUUCUUUCACACUUUGGGUUUUUGUCAUUAGAGGCAUUAAAGGAACCUGCAAAUAGUCGUCUACCUCCUCACCUUAUUGCACUUGACUCAACAAUAUCUGGAUUUUUUGAUGACAUUGGCUAUCUGGAUCUUUUACCAUGUCGCCCUUUUGAUACAGUUUUUAUUUUCUAUAUGAAAGCAUAUCAGAAGACAAGUCAAGAGAUUUUGAAGAAUGCCGAGUCUUCCAAAAAUGUUCAGCCACAUUUCUUAGAAUUUUUGUUGUCUCUUGGCUGGUCAGUGGAUAUAGGCAAGCACCCUGGGUGGACUGGACAUGUUUCUACAAGCUGGUCUAUUAACACUUACAGUGAUGCUGAUGUACCUGAGCAAGAGGAAAUAGGUCUGUGUGAAGAUAUUGGAGCAAGUAUUUUCAAUGGACAGAAAAAGGUGUUGUAUUAUGCUGAUGCCCUUACAGAAAUGGCUUUUGUUGUUCCUUCACCCGUGGAAUCUUUAACUGAUUCAGUAGAAAGCAAUAUUUCAGACCAAGAAAGUGAUUCAAAUAUGGAUCUUCUGCCUGGAAUACUAAAACAGCCAUCACUUACACUUGAACUUUUCCCUAAUCAUACAGACAAUCUUAAUUCUUCACAGAAGUUAAGUCCUACUUCCCGCCUAAAGAAGUUGCCUCAGGGUCGGACUGUCCCACCUAUGGGACCUGAGACAAAAGUGUCUGUUGUCUGGGUUGAACGUUACGAUGAUAUAGAAAACUUUCCCCUUUCUGACCUGAUGUCAGAGAUCAGCACUGGUGUAGAAAUGACUUUAAACAGUAGCACUUCUCUGAGAUCAACUACCCUUGAAAAAGAAGUUCCUAUCAUUUUCAUCCACCCUCUAAAAACUGGAUUAUUCAGAAUAAAAAUUCAAGGAGCUACUGGCAAGUUUAACAUGGUCAUCCCACUGGUGGAUGGGAUGAUUGUCAGCAGGAGAGCACUUGGUUUCUUAGUGAGGCAGACUGUAAUAAACAUUUGUAGAAGAAAGAGGCUAGAAAGUGACUCCUACAAUCCUCCACACGUACGCCGAAAACAGAAAAUUGCAGAUAUUGUCAAUAAAUACAGAAAUAAGCAGCUGGAGCCAGAAUUUUAUACUUCACUUUUCCAGGAGGUUGGACUCAAGAAUUGCAAUUCUUAAACCAGUGUCCUCCAAAGACAAUUAUUAGAUCAGAGAUUGGUGGCUACCAGAGGGAACAGUGGAAAUAUGUUACUAGACUGACUGGACGAAAAAAUCCCACCACCACCACCACCAAAAAAUAAAUAAAUAAAGCUUAUCUUUCAAUCACCAAUACAGAAGAGAUACCAUUAGAAGUACAACUUAAGAAGAAUUUCUGCUUUCUGGUGAGAAGAGGUCUCCCAAACACAAUCAUAAACCUCUCAUUGGGGUGAUAUAAAUUUUAUCCAAUACAACUUUUUUUUUAAAGUGACAGUUUUACUUAAAAUAGUACAUUUCGGGAGAAACUCUAAACAGCUUUGAUAAAUUGUUCAUCAAGAAAGGGGAAGUGUAAUAUAAAGUGGUUCAUAAACUAGCAGUCAGAGUCUUACACAGCUCCCUUUUCCAGGAGAUUAAAUACCAAAUGGGUUCUUCUCCCAGAAUCUCCAAAGACUGAUUUCCCAAACCUGGAGUUGCUUGUGCUGGGGAGAAAACCAAGAAGAAUUCUAGUCUCUUAUUCUAGCAUCAUCUUUACAAAACGAAGAACCCAUGAAUAUCUCGUAUGCAGAUAUUUUUAAAGGAAAGGUCUGACUUUCAAAUAUUCAUCUUCAUGUAUCAAAAAGAUAACAAAUAUGUCAAUGUCAGCAUUGUUCUACUCAUUUAUACAGAUCAUCUGUCUAACAGUAACCACAGGUUACCACAGAAAGGGGUCUAUCAGGAGCACACCCAAAGUGGGGGGUUCCGUUGUCUACAUUCCUUGGCAAUGUAGAAAAACACAAAGCAAAAAGUUAUAUAAAAUCAGUGAAGCCAUCACUCCACCUGUGUCCAGUUCAGUGUAGCAGAAAGAAAGAUGUUUCUCAGACACUAGGAAGGGAAAGUUGAAAUGUUACAAAAUUUCUUGUUGGUUUCAAUAAAUUUCACUUCGCAACUAUUGUUGAAAAUGAUUUGAUUUCAUGUAUGAUCUAUAUUUUUAUCAGGACUCAAUAGAAAAUGUCUACUGUGGACAUAUAAUUAGGAAUUUUGAAAGUAUAAAUUAAACUUCACUGAUUUAGUUGUAUUGCAAAAAGAAAUUACCUAUUGCCCAUGAAUGUACUCAGUAUUAGUAACUAUGUUAUUGGGUUCUGACAGAAAUUGUUCCUCUUUGUCAAUCGUUCUGUGUCAUAGGUUUUGUUAAUCUGAAGACAUGAUACACGUUAAAAUCCUUAUUGUGAUUAAUUUUAGACAUCCCCCUCCACCUGACUUUUACUGGUCUUCCCAUAUGAAGAGUUUUAGGUGGAUCCAAAGUAUCCUUAUAGUGAUUCCUAGAGCAUUGUAAGACAAUUCUUGUCCUCUUUUCUUCCCUUUAUUAUUUAUUUGAGAUUCUUUUAUCUUCAGGUAUUUAAACAACCAAUUCAAAUUCAGAGAAAUUUGAUCAUAUUUCUUUCAGUUGAAUGUGUUCACUAUUACAUGAAGCAUAUUUGGUUAAAUACAGUGUUUUGUUUGAUGUUAUUCUAAUUUUUACUACCCACCUUCCCCUACUCAGAUUCAAAUCUUAUUCCGUAAGGCAUGCAAAUUUGCCAUCUGUACACAGAGAUGUGAAUUGACAGCUUUUGUUUCUAAGUUUGCUCUUCAGUGUUUUUUUUUUAAUUUUCUUUACAUCCAAGCCACUUCUUUUUACCCAGUUUCCCCUCACUAGUAUAAUACAAUUCUAAUGAUAGUUUAUUUCCUUUCAAACCAAGCUAGAAUUUCCAUAUUUCCAAAUUGUUGAGUAGUGGGAAAAACAGAAUAAAUUUGUUCUACCAUAAAAAUUAAGUAGCUGUUUGUAUGAAAUCUUAAACAGGACAUCAGGUUUUGCACAUUGUAAGGAAAAACUGGCCUUAUCUUUCAGUUUAAUCAAUCAAAAUGAUUAUACUAUAGCCUUAAAUUUUUUUAAAUCCUAAAAUUCAAAGGUGAUUGACUAAUGUCAUGCUUAUCCAAUAUUCUUCAAAUAAAACCCAACUUUUGCAAAAGUGAUGAAGUCAGGAAAAUCUAUUCACGAAAAAGAAAAUGUCCUGACUCCACUUCUUUUUACUAGCAUCUCUACAUAAUUUCCCCCCUUUCUAACAGAUGAAUAAGUCAUGGAAAAUGUUUUGUUUGUGGAACGGCAGGAGUAUUGUUUGUAUGUUGUUAGUGCAAAGAAAGUAGUGGGAUUCAAUGACCUCUCUCAAAAUCUAAAAUCUGCAUCAUAAGCAUUCUUCUUUAGUCCCUAGAAGUAUUUAUAUUGGCAUACAUUACAUGACCUAGAGGUCAGAUAAAAGCAAUUGCUGCAUCCAUAGGGAAGUUUUUGAUUAAGAUUGCUGAACUAAUGCACAGUUGGUUUGAGUUCAUGAUCACUACAUUCACCAACUGUUUUUACUAUAUACAAAUCAUUCUGGUUAAAAUGGCCUAUGAGAAGCAUAUUUAAUCCACUGAUUAAAUGGCAUGGCCAGUGCAUGUGCUCAGUUGUCACAUAAGAAGUUUUUACUAUUCCACAUAAUUGAAUGUUUCUGCAUAUAUUCAAUAAUCACUUUUGGACAUCAAAAUCUGCUUUAGUUUACUUCAUCUAUAAUGUAUUUGUCUUUAAAGUAUAUUUAGUCACCAUAAGUGACUUUGCUACAGGUAUACACUGGAGGAUGAGUGUGUUACAAGAACAUAGAGUAGUGUUACAGAAUUUCACUUCCAAGGCCAAGCUCUAUAACACGUGCUCGUGUACACACAUACACACACACACACACACACACACACACACACACACUUUCUGAAGGUAAAUUAUUAAGAUGUCUUCUGGAAUGAACUGUUAAAUUUUUCCCAUUAUUAGCAGCAGUUCUGAAAAUGAGUGUGGGGAUGCUUUUUUCGGGCUUUAAAAUCUUUUUUGGCUACUUAUCCUCUCGGUCCAUUUCAUCAGUUCUUUCAAGCCUUUACCAUUUCUACAAUUUCCCCUAUGUGGGCAAUAUAAUUAUGUAACAUUUUUUCCUUUCUCCUCCCUUUUUAUUAUUUUCUACUCUGAGGAGUUGUGUCCAUCCUCCUCUCCACCAAUCUCCUUUCAAGAAAGGCAAAGUGGUUAAUAAUGGUAAAUAAUAUAUGUUGGCUAUAGGUUGUCCAGGAUUUGAGGCCUUCACAAACAGUUACCUCUUCUGCACUUGAUGGGAAGUACUUGAUUGAUUUUCAAAUACACAAAUGUGUUGAUCUAACUUAAUAUUAUUAUUGGAAGGUUAAAUUUUACCCAGAAAGGUGAGUACAAUUGACCUGAAUGGCAAAUUAUAUAAUUUUCUGAUAUCAGAGAUUUUGACAUUACUUACCUAUGUGACAAUUAGAUUUUCUAUUUAACUUUUAAAACAAUUUCAAGCCCCAUUUAAGUACUGGAUUGUAUCUUCAUAAAAGUAUUGUUUUGUAUAUUUCAAACCAUCUCAGUGCUUUCUGAAUUUAGAGAGCUGCUGCAAAGACAAAUCUUAGGAAAUACCACUUGUAAGACGUUCAGUCAAACAGUUUCUCAGCAGAUAGAUACAUCUGCUUCACCUAUGAUAGUAGCUCUCUUUUGUCCCUGAACUAAUUUUUCUUAUUAAAAAGUAAGAAAAAGAGUGUCAUUUGAAAUUUCACAUUUCAAGACUUUCUCUAGAAGUGAAUGGAGGGCAUCUUUCUCAGGCUUUGUAGUUGUGGCUGGCAGUGAGCAAUAGCCAUUAUUUGCUUGAAAUCACAAUACAAUUUGUAUGAACUUAUGUAUGUUGCCAAGACAUGAUCUUUUUGUUGUUACUGUAUUUUCUGUAAAUAUUUCUGGCACUAAAUUGUAAAGUAAAGACAACAUGUAAAUAUGAAGAUGUGAACUCUGUUCCCUCCUCUCUAGUAUUUUAUCUCUUUGUUAGAGAAGGCACAGAAGCUUGUUUGUAUUUAUGCCAAUUCUUUGUCCAGAAGAAACACAUGGAAUACUGAAUGUAACACACUUAGUCAAUUAAAUUUUAAGGAUAUUCUUAUCUAAUA
Molecule: messenger RNA, 8804 nt
Organism: Sarcophilus harrisii (Tasmanian devil)
Lineage: Eukaryota; Metazoa; Chordata; Mammalia; Dasyuromorphia; Dasyuridae
Gene: RALGAPB
Product: Ral GTPase activating protein non-catalytic subunit beta
Exons: 32
Coding region: 288-4817 (1509 amino acids)
Biological process (GO): regulation of small GTPase mediated signal transduction; activation of GTPase activity
Molecular function (GO): GTPase activator activity
Source: RefSeq, a predicted model, not a curated record